This is a messenger RNA of Adineta steineri, 926 nucleotides long. Lineage: Eukaryota; Metazoa; Rotifera; Eurotatoria; Adinetida; Adinetidae. The record is from the annotation of a GenBank genome assembly.
CAAAUUUCUUUAGUAUUGGUGGUCAUUCACUUUUAUUUAUUGAACUUUAUCAUCGACAUCAACAAUUAUAUGAUUUUGAUAAUCGUGUACUUUCUAUUGCUUUAUUUCUUCAACAGCCAACUAUUCUUCAACAUUCACAAUUAGUGAAAUCGAUUACAAUCAAUCAAAUGAAAUCAGAACAUUGGCAUACACUACAUAUCAAUCAAGGUAUUGCAUCUUUUGCUCAAGAAGGCAUUUUUCUUGAUGGACAAAUGCGUUUUUCUAAUAAAAUUGCUAUCUAUAAUGAAUUGACUGCUUUAAAAAUUAUUCAAGGUUCAAUAUCAAUAGAUCGUCUAUUAGAAGCUAUUGAAUAUAUUUUAAAUAAACAUAAAAUAAUACGCGCAACUGUCAACGAUCCUACUAUUGCCAGACUCUUGUUACCAUAUACUCAUUUUUUUGGUACUAGACGUCCCUGUAGUGGCACUGAUUAUUAUGAAACAUUUAAUCGCGAUAAUAUCACACUUGUUGAUCUUCGUUAUAGAAGCAUCGAUAAAAUUCAGACAACAGGAGUUCGAGUGGGGAGCAAGAUCUAUGAAAUAGAUGACAUUGUUCUUGCACUUGGAUUCGAUGCUUUCACCGGUGCAUUACUCAAUAUAGAUAUCCACGAUCGAUCAGGCAAGACUCUUCGCGAGAAAUGGAAAAAAGGAUGGCAUACUAAUCUAGGUCUGAUGAUUGCUGACUUUUCAAACUUAUUUACAAUUAGUGGUUUCGGUGCUCCAUCUGAUUUAGCUAGUAUGGUUCCACAUAUCGAACAACAUAUUAAAUGGAUAACAAAAUGUUUGGAAUAUCUACGAACACAUGAUAUCAAUAUAAUAGAACCUUCUCUAGAGGCAGAGAAUACUUGGGUUAAACAUGUAAAUGAUGUUGUCGAAGAUACGCUUUUUUGA